AUGAACGCGUUAUUAGGCACUACGUACACCUGCGGCGGCCCCGUUGGGGGAAGGAAGAGGGGCGGAGGCAAGUCGGGAUCCAAGUCAAAGCUGCGUGAUGCGACCUCGCCGGCAAGUCCGCUCCAGUUUGCCCAGGACCUGAAGGACCUGGUUGCCAGCUAUGGAGGGCGUGGAGAUGCUGUGAAGAGGCGUAUCGAACAAGAAUUGCAGGAGCAGCGGCAGUGUAUGAAAAAUGCUGCGAGUGCAAAGGAAUACCGGGAGGCCGCCGAUCGUCUCGACAUGCUGGAGGGAAACUACGCCUGGAAGUUCGAAGAGGAUUCCGAGCACGCGGACAUGGUCCUCAUCAGAAGCCGUCUGGAAAGUCUCAAACGGGCAAACCAUGCCGGAGACAUGGAGGAAAUGCYGUCGUUGAUCCGGAACGACCUUAAGAGAGACCUCGGCGCCAUGUGCAGCGUACAGCUAUAUUUACAUUGCCACACCGGAACAAAACACCUGAUCGACGAGUGGACAGACGUUGUCAAAUACACCAUCGAAAGACUCCUAGUUCACUGCGAGACUGCAUCCGCCCCGGAUGUUGAUCGAUAUCUGCUUGCCCUGAAGGCUGCGAGAAAAUCGUUUGGGAACAGUGCCCUGAUGUUAUCUGGUGGAGGCACUCUUGGGAUGUGCCACAUUGGCGUGGUCAAGUGUCUUGUACAAGAGGGACUUCUCCCACGAAUCGUUUGCGGUUCUUCGGCUGGAAGCAUCGUUGGGUCUGUGUUGGCAACUCAAAAGCCCGAUAUUGUUCUUGCGAAGCUGGACGAGCUUUGUCGUGGCGAUGUCAAUGUCUUCCAGGACCACACUGAAAUUCAGGGCGUGAUUGGAAUGGGAAUCAACAUCCUCAAGGGCCAACCCGGGUUCGAGAUCAAGAACCUCUGCCGUGUCAUGCGAUCACUGUUGGGCGACAUUACCUUUAGAGAGGCAUACAACCGUACAGGAAUGGUUCUGAACAUCCACGUGUCCAGCGGCGACAAGUUCAAUCUGCCGCGAUUACUGAACUACAUUACUGCGCCCAACGUCCUGGUAUGGUCUGCCGUGGCGUCAUCUUGCUCCCUGCCCCUGGUAUUCAAAUCCAGUGGGUUGAAGGAGAAGAACCCCGAUACAAAGGAAAUCGAUACCUGGGGGCAUCCGGAUCAUCAGUGGAUCGACGGGUCUAUUGCUGGUGAUCUUCCAGCCCGGAUCCUGGAGAGGUUGUUCAAUGUCAAUCACUUCAUUGCCUCGCAAGUCAAUCCUCAUGUUGCAACAUUCCUUCCACAAGAAGGAGACUCCCCGACUUGGUGUCGCCGGGGCGCAAGCGCAGUCAUGGAUGGCGCCAUCCACGGACUCAGUAACAUGGCCGAGUACUUUGACGAUUCCAUCACCCUGAAAAUGCUUCAUUCCGUCUUCAGUCAAACCUACACCGGCGACAUAACCAUUCUGCCCGACACGGCGUGGACGCGAUAUGUUGAGAUCCUUGCAAACCCUGACGAAAGAUUCAUGCGCAACGCCGUGCGAUCUGGCGAAGAGGCAACUUGGCCGAAACUUGAUCGGAUUAAGAACACAGUGGCCGUCGAGCUAGCUCUGGAUCGAGCGAUCAAACACAUCCACGGGAUCAAGGUCGGCAACAUGCGAACGGAUAGUAACGGUGUUCACCGCGCCCCAUCAUCAACAAGGUCGGAACUUGGCUUGACGCGAAGAAGCAGCGCAAGAGGUGCCAGCCUCGCUCGCACCACUCGAGGCAGAUCAAACAGUCAUCGCUCGGUCAAAUCCAUGGUCGAGCCAUCCAGAGCCAGCAUUGUUGACCAUUUGACGUCCUCAUCAGACGAGACUCCGUCGGGAUACUCAUCCCCUGUCACAUCUUACAACGAUGAAGAUUUCGACGACUUGGAAGACGACGACUCACCCGCAAUGACAGUUGAUGCAGCCGAGCGUGCAAGGCUUGGGUUUCUCUCACAGCCUGCUUCGCCCAGCUUAGCAUACAAAGCCUUUCACUUUCCAGAGCCUUCAGCACCGCAGCUUCCGAGCUCUCCUGAGUUGAGACGUGUGUUCAACGACCUGCACAUGUCUGCAAUACACCUCCCAGAGCGAAAGUCGCGCCCUGAGGAGAGAUGA
Ramularia collo-cygni is the source of this 2127-nucleotide messenger RNA. RefSeq names its product related to esterase of the alpha-beta hydrolase superfamily. Gene Ontology annotation, molecular function: triacylglycerol lipase activity. Gene Ontology annotation, biological process: lipid metabolic process. The transcript has a single exon. NCBI's taxonomy places the organism in Eukaryota, Fungi, Ascomycota, Dothideomycetes, Mycosphaerellales, Mycosphaerellaceae. The record is from RefSeq and is a predicted model, not a curated record. The coding region runs from base 1 to 2127 and encodes 708 amino acids.